Molecule: messenger RNA, 1383 nt
Organism: Mya arenaria
Lineage: Eukaryota; Metazoa; Mollusca; Bivalvia; Myida; Myidae
Product: complement component 1 Q subcomponent-binding protein, mitochondrial-like
Exons: 6
Coding region: 88-930 (280 amino acids)
Biological process (GO): cytosolic ribosome assembly
Cellular component (GO): mitochondrial matrix
Source: RefSeq, a predicted model, not a curated record
ACUGCUUAACACAAUUCGACUUCCGGUCUAAGCAACCUUGAAAAUAUUAGAAUUUUAGAAAAAAUAGUUUUCUACAAAAUAUCAGCUAUGUCAAGUGCACUAAGAAAGUCUUUCUUGAAGCUGGCUUUAAAUUCGAUCAAGACAAACCAUGCAAAUCCUUCAUAUGCAUCGUUAAAGCAUUUAAAUCCUUCACUUGUAUGUGCACGUGGGUUGAACAGCAGUCUGUCUUGUGUUUCAUCAGUGUUCAGAAGUCGAAAACAUAAUGCUGCCACAUCGGCAGUUCCUUGCAGACAAGUUCAAACAGAAGCCGAUUCAAAAUUGGGUGAGUUUCUUAGUGAAGAAAUAUCACGAGAGAAGGAGACGGUGCCAGAGGUUAUUUCAAAGGUAGAAGGCUGGGAAGUGGAGACAGAUGGUGCAGGAGUCAUUCUCAGAAAAAAGUUCAAUGAUGAAAGGUUUGCUGAUGAAGGUGUCAAGGUUGAGUUUGAUGUAAAUGACAGUGUGGACAGUGGAAGUCUGUAUGAUGCCCCACCUGAGGCAGAAGGGGGCAGUGAAGUGCCUCCAAUGGUUUCAAGACCUCCUUUUGAAGUGGAGAUCAAAAAGAAAUCUGGUAGAACUCUGACAUUUAUGUGUGAAUUCACAGCACAGGAGCCACCAUAUGAGGGGCAGAAUGAAGAGGGCAUUGAGGAUCAGUUCCAGAUUGUAGAAGUUCGUGUAGAUCAGCCAUCGGAGACCGGCACCAUAGAGAAUUUCUACUCGCACAGCUCUGCCGUCAUGGAUGGGAAUCUGUAUGAGAUGCUGAUGGACAUGCUGGAUGAACGCGGAAUAGACGACAACUUUAUCAACAAAAUGGUCGACUUCGCCACAUCAUAUGAGCAGCAACAGUACCUUAAUUUCCUACAAAAGCUUAGGGAUGUCAUCCAGGAAAAGUGAAGCUUGUUGAAAACUUGUAGAGAGUUUAAUAAUUGCGUGGAAAUGUGCUAAGUCCAUCUAUCUUGUUAUCUUUAUAUGUAAAAGAGGUGUUGAUGGUACUAAAUGUGACUGUCAGUGUGUGUUUUCAUUAAGAUUUUGUUACACAUGUUUGUGAUUCAUAUCCAUGAGAACAAGUGAACAUUAUUGUUUAAUUGAAAGAAAGUCUAACGAGCAAAAGCUUCACAAGCUUUGAAAUUCCCUUAAAAUUACUUUGUUUAUUUUAGCAUUGUAGUGUUAUUUCCUGAAAACCCUGAAAUUGUGUAUUUUCACUAUCAGUAUGGUUUGUUUUGUUCUGGUAAGAUUACAGUGUAGCAUUGUAAGUUGUUGAACUUUUACUAGUGUAAGAUAGCCUUUUGUAACAAAUAACAAAAUCUCAUUGUGCAUGAACUGAAUAAAAGUUUCAAUAUACAUAAA